Eruca vesicaria subsp. sativa (arugula) is the source of this 1374-nucleotide messenger RNA. Lineage: Eukaryota; Viridiplantae; Streptophyta; Magnoliopsida; Brassicales; Brassicaceae. The record is from the annotation of a GenBank genome assembly.
AUGGCAAACCAAACAAAACCGAUCGUAUCUCUAUUACUCGAAAAGAAACCACUUGAGCUUAUUAAACCCUCAAAACAUACUCCUUCUGAAACUCUCUCCCUCUCUACUUUGGACAAUGAUCUUUUCAAUGAAGUUAUGUACGCAACGAUUUACGUUUUCAAAGCCAAUGAAAAGAACCAAAAUGAUCCUGUCCCUUUGCUUAGGAAGGCUUUGUCCGAACUUCUUGUCUACUACUAUCCCCUUUCAGGCAAGCUCAUGAGACGAGAGAGUGACCGAAAACUUCAGUUAGUUUUUUGGGGUGAGGGAGUUCCAUUUGAGGUCGCUACUGCAUCCGUGGAGCUCUCCUCCCUCAACUCUAUAGAAAAUCUUGAUGACCAAGUUGCUUUGCGCCUUGUGCCUGAAAUUGAAAUAGACUACGAUAGCAAUGUCUCUUAUCAUCCACUAGCUUUGCAGGUGACUAAAUUUUCAUGUGGAGGAUUCACCAUCGGCACCGCGUUGACGCACGCCGUAUGUGAUGGAUAUGGAGUGGCUCAGAUCAUUCAUGCUUUAACAGAAUUGGCUGCAGGAAAGAGAGAGCCAACGGUGAAGCCGGUGUGGCAGAGAGAGCGUUUGGUCGGAAAAUUUGAUAAUGAACCGGCCAAAGUGCCUGGCGGGCACAUAACUAGCCUUCUGGCCACCUCGCCUUAUAUUCCAACUAGUGAUAUGGUAACGGAGACAAUAAACAUUAGAGCUAGGAAUAUAAAGAGGCUUAAAGACUCUUUGAUGAAAGAGUGCGGGUACCCAAAAGAGGGUUUCACUACUUACGAAGUACUUAGUUCUUGCAUAUGGAAAUCAAGAUCUCGAGCCCUAAAGCUAAACCUUGAUGGGAUCACUGUCCUUGGUGUAGCUGUUGGAAUCCGACAUGUUUUAGAUCCGCCACUUCCUCAAGGAUACUACGGUAACGCCUACAUAGAUGUCUAUAUCGAGUUAACUGUGAGAGAACUCCAAGAAGCAUCAAUCUCUGACAUUGCUAAGCACGUGAAGAAAGCCAAGAAAACAGCUUAUGACAAGGGAUACAUCGAGGAAGAGCUAAAGAAUACGGAGAGAUUGAUGAGGGAUAAUGCCAAGUUUGAAGGGGUAAGUGAUGGACUAUUGUUCUUGACAGACUGGAGGAACCUUGGUUGGUUCGGAUCAAUGGAUUUUGGUUGGAAUGAGCCGGUGAAUCUGCGGCCGUUGAUCGAGCAGAAGACUGCACUGCAUAUAGGAAUGAUCUUGAGACCUUCACAACUUGAUCCAUCAAUGGAAGGUGGAGUUAAAGUGAUCAUGACGUUACCAAGAGUUGCAAUGGUUGACUUCAAGCGAGAGAUGGAUGCUUUGAACAAACUUUACUAUUAA